Messenger RNA from Parnassius apollo (apollo), 1059 nucleotides. The record is from the annotation of a GenBank genome assembly. Lineage: Eukaryota; Metazoa; Arthropoda; Insecta; Lepidoptera; Papilionidae.
AUGACCUUGAAUCCAGACAGCAUGGAUGGUUCAAAUAGUAAGGAUGGCUGUGAACUAGAUUCGGAAAAAUUGAAACCUGUGUUACCAGCUAAUGUAAUCUGUGACAUACCUAUUAAUAUUUUAAAAGAAACUGACGAUUCUAUAUCUUUCGUAAUACCUAAAGGCGCGCUAAUGCCUAGUGACUGUAUAUCUGAUAAAGGCGAAGAUAUAUCACCGUUCGUCUCUUCGUCAAAUGAGGUGGAUAAUCUGUUAAAGGAAAGAGAUAUUUUGGAUGGGUCAAACAAUAUCGCCUUAAGUCUUGAAAAAUUGAAACAACCUUUAUCAGAGGAUUUUCACGACACAAAUAUUACACCCGAAGGGAAAGUCAAAUCACCAAAGGGAGUAGUGAUAGCGAAGGACAUAAACGGAAAAAGAAACCUGCGAAAAAGGGACAAAUGUUUAGGCUUCUAUUCUAUAAAAGAACAGCCGAGUCAUUUAAUAGAAUGUGAUUAUACUCUUUCAACAAUUAAUGCACAAGUUAAAAAACAAAAAUCCUUUUUACGUCACUUUAAAGUGGAUAACAAUUUAAAGAAUAUAGUGUUUCCGCUCAUGGAGUCAGAUACGAUAUCGUUGAUAGCACAGAAAGAUAAAAUAAUUUGUAUGUUUGGAGUACACUAUUUUAAAAAAUAUGGUGAGACACAUUCUGUAAUGACUUCACAUAAAAUGCGAGACUUGGCGAAAUUGCUGGUGGAAGUAAACAAAUUGAAACCGAAAAUAAGUUGCCUGGAAGAAGUAUUAAAACCGCAGUACUAUAGAACUUUAGUAGACGCGUCAAAAAAUGUUAUACAAUAUAAUAAGAAAGAAACACAAUUUGAAGCACUCUCUUACGUUUUGAAUAUUGCAAACUUGUUAAAAUAUUGUUGCAGAAUAGCUAUUUCAGAAAGUUCAAAAUUAUUAGAAACGCCUGAAUCUGUUAAAUUUAAGGAAGAUAUGAAGUCACUAAUCCUUCAAAUAAACAGAAACUGGAGGCAAGAUAUUGCAACACUAGUACAUUGUAGUGAUAAUUCGGAUUCUGAUUAA